Molecule: messenger RNA, 566 nt
Organism: Notothenia coriiceps (black rockcod)
Lineage: Eukaryota; Metazoa; Chordata; Actinopteri; Perciformes; Nototheniidae
Product: cytosolic Fe-S cluster assembly factor narfl-like
Exons: 5
Coding region: 9-566 (185 amino acids)
Source: RefSeq, a predicted model, not a curated record
CAGUAAAAAUGGCUUCUCAGUUCAGCGGCGUGCUGCAGUUGACAGAUCUUGAUGAUUUUAUCACUCCCUCUCAGGAAUGCGUCAAACCUGUGAAAAUAGAAAAAAAACUUGGUAAAUCGGUGGCCAAAAUUCAGAUAGAAGAUGAUGGCAGUUAUGUCCAGGUCAACAAGGAUGGAGGGAAACAGAAGCUGGAGAAAGCAAAGAUCACACUAGAAGACUGUUUGGCCUGCAGCGGCUGCAUCACCUCAGCUGAGAGCGUCCUCAUCACACAGCAAAGCCAUGAGGAGCUCCUCAAAGUGCUUCACAACAACAAGGCCAACGCUGAAGAACACAAGGUUGUGGUGGUGUCCGUUUCACCGCAGUCCAGAGCUUCCAUCGCUGCACACUUUGACCUCAGCAGUACUGAGGCAGGCAGGAGGCUUACUUCUUUCUUUAAAGGCAUUGGGGUUCAUCAUGUGUUUGACACAAGCUUUAGUCGGACCUUCAGCCUGCUAGAAGCCAGGAGAGAGUGUGUGGAAGCUGUUCAAGAGGAGAGAGCAGAGCAGCAAGACUCUGCCCAUGCUUGA